GGGGCUGCCGGGAUUGGGCGCCGCGGCUCUCGCUCGCCCGGGCGGCUGCUCCUCGCUGCGGCCAGGCUCGGCGGGGCAUGCCCGCCCCGCGAUCGCCGCGCGCCCCGCACUGCUAGCUCCUCCCGGGCUUCCUGCCCGCGCCGCACCUGGCUGCGGCCUCGGAGCCCCGCUCGGGCGGCAGCGCGCGCCUGCGAUCGCCGCGCGGGGACCGCUGCCGUCAUGGGGCUGCAGCCGCUGGAGUUCAGCGACUGCUACCUCGACAGCCCUUGGUUCCGGGAGAGGAUCCGCGCCCACGAAGCGGAACUCGAGAGGACCAACAAGUUCAUCAAAGAGCUCAUCAAGGACGGGAAGAACCUCAUCGCUGCGACCAAAAGUCUUUCAGCAGCCCAGAGGAAGUUUGCUCAUUCACUCAGAGACUUUAAAUUCGAGUUUAUCGGCGAUGCAGAAACUGAUGAUGAACGUUGCAUAGAUGCUUCCUUACGUGAAUUUUCAAAUUUUUUGAAGAAUCUGGAAGAACAGAGAGAAAUUAUGGCAUUAAGUGUAACUGAAACCCUGAUUAAACCCUUGGAAAAAUUCAGAAAAGAGCAACUUGGAGCCGUAAAGGAAGAAAAAAAGAAGUUUGACAAAGAGACAGAAAAGAAUUAUAGUACAAUUGAUAAACAUUUGAAUUUAUCAGCGAAAAAGAAAGACUCACAUUUACAAGAGGCAGAUAUCCAAGUGGAGCAAAACCGGCAGCACUUUUAUGAACUGUCUCUUGAAUAUGUAUGUAAGCUUCAGGAAAUCCAAGAGAGAAAGAAGUUUGAGUUUGUGGAACCUAUGCUGUCGUUUUUUCAGGGGAUGUUUACUUUCUAUCAUCAGGGCCAUGAACUUGCCAAAGACUUCAAUCACUACAAAAUGGAACUACAGAUCAAUAUUCAGAAUACACGGAAUCGAUUUGAAGGAACAAGGUCAGAAGUGGAAGAGCUUAUGAACAAAAUCAGACAGCAUCCCAAGGACCACAAACGAGCCAGUCAGUUUACAGCAGAAGGCUACCUGUACGUGCAGGAAAAAAGGCCUGCUCCAUUCGGUUCCAGUUGGGUCAAACACUACUGCAUGUAUCGGAAAGCAGCCAAGAAGUUCAACAUGAUCCCGUUUGAGCACAGAUCUGGGGGGAAACUUGGGGAUGGAGAGGUGUUCUUCUUGAAAGAAUGUACCAAAAGGCAUACAGACUCCAUUGACAGAAGGUUUUGUUUUGACGUAGAAGCUGCUGACCGGCCUGGCAUUUCCCUGACUCUGCAGGCGUUUUCGGAAGAGGAGAGGAAGCAGUGGUUGGAAGCUCUGGGUGGAAAAGAAUCUCUGUUCCAUAGUUUUAAUAGAGCCAUCAUCCCAAGACCGGAAGGAAGUGCACAGUUGGAUAAGAUGGGAUUCACAAUUCUCAGAAAAUGCAUCAGUGCAGUUGAAACACGAGGUAUAAAUGACCAAGGAUUGUACAGAGUUGUGGGGGUGAGUUCAAAGGUCCAGAGACUUCUGAGUAUGUUGAUGGAUGUAAAAACAUGCAAUGAGGUGGACCUGGAGAAUUCCAUAGAUUGGGAAGUGAAGACAAUAACAAGUGCCCUCAAACAGUAUUUGAGGAGUCUUCCGGAGCCUCUCAUGACCUAUGAGUUACACGGAGAUUUCAUUGUUCCAGCCAAAAGCGGCAGCCCAGAAUCUCGUGUUAAUGCUAUCCAUUUCUUGGUACACAAGCUGCCAGAGAAAAAUAAAGAAAUGUUGGAUAUUUUGGUGAAACACUUAACAAAUGUUUCAAAUCACUCCAAGCAAAACCUGAUGACGGUGGCAAAUUUAGGAGUGGUGUUUGGACCGACUCUAAUGAGGCCACAGGAAGAAACGGUUGCUGCCAUCAUGGAUUUGAAGUUUCAGAAUAUUGUCGUGGAAAUCUUAAUUGAAAACCACGAAAAGAUUUUUCGGACCCCGCCUGAUACCACAUUCCCUGAGCCCACCUGCUUGUCAGCAUCACCCCCAAAUGCUCCGCCAAGGCAAUCAAAGAGACAAGGCCAGAGGACGAAGAGACCCGUGGCUGUCUAUAAUCUUUGUCUUGAGCUAGAAGAUGGUGACAGUUCCAACCCUCCUAAGGAGGACACCCCUACCAGCAGUGUGGACUCCCUGUCCUCCCCAUCGCCCACGACUGCAGCUGUGCAUGGGCCUCUGGGACCAGACAAAAAUCACCUUCUGGCGGACGGAGGGAGCCCUGGGGACUGGGCAGCCCCCAUUCACUCAGGAGGACUUGAGGGUAUGAGCUAUGUGCUGUCUUGUCAAAACGGGGUUUCCUACCAACAGGACCUUGACCCAAGUCAGACCCGGUCACCUAUGGUCCAGUGGCUUAACCCGCAGUCUCCGACCACGCCGAGCUCUAACUCAGCUGUUACUCCUCCUUCACCCAGGUUGUCCCCUUUCCCCGUCUCUCCUGCCUCCGUAGUGGACAAGCCUCCUGAAAGCGUUACCAGUCGGAAGGCUCGCGCCGUGUACCCGUGCGAAGCGGAACACAGCUCGGAAUUGUCUUUUGAAAUAGGAGCAAUUUUUGAGGAUGUGCAAACCUCCAGGGAGCCUGGCUGGCUGGAAGGGACUCUGAAUGGCAAGAGGGGGCUGAUUCCACAGAACUACGUCAAGCUGCUGUAGCCCGGGCCUUUGGGAGCCCCGCUGACCCUGGUGCCCAAGGACCUGCCUGGGUGUGGUGAGCUGCCUUCCUCCUCCCGGGCUGGACCCCAGCCCACCCACCUCCACUCUCGGGAAUUACGAAUCAUGAUCAGCACCAGGGGGCGGGGGGACGGGACACAAUGCACAGAACUGCAUAGAUUUGUGCAGCAGGCGAGGAACAUCAGGAUUAGCAGGAUGGACUCUUCAUAUGUCAAGCAUCAGGACUUGUGAUUUUUAAUUAACCAGCCUAUAGGCAGUCACACUGCCAGACCUCCCGUCUCCGCCCGCUCCCGAGCACCUGCUGCUGAGAUCUAAAGGGAACUGUACUUCCUCGCAGUGUUACGUUCACGGGGUGCACGCUUGGCUCUGGCGGCCGCUGCCGGGGGAUGGUCUCUACCAGAGGGAAGCAGGGAUGCUCCCUGCAAGCCUGCUCCUUCCUAGACGGCCGCCCUGGGGCCCCACGCACACGUGCCCGGGCAGAGCACACCGGCACAUUUAUAACAGGCUUCUUGUUGGUGCUCCUCACCUGUGUGCUGUUUUCCAAACACCACCUUUUUGCCUCAAGGUCUCUGUAAAUGAAAUAAAAUGUAAUUUACUAUUUGAA
This is a messenger RNA of Lemur catta (Ring-tailed lemur), 3274 nucleotides long. RefSeq names its product Rho GTPase activating protein 10 (gene ARHGAP10). The record is from RefSeq and is a predicted model, not a curated record. Gene Ontology annotation, biological process: signal transduction. The transcript is spliced from 24 exons. Gene Ontology annotation, molecular function: protein binding; GTPase activator activity. Bases 220 to 2652 code for a protein of 810 amino acids. Lineage: Eukaryota; Metazoa; Chordata; Mammalia; Primates; Lemuridae. Gene Ontology annotation, cellular component: cytoplasm.